CGGCGCCUCUGACAGCGCGGAGCGAGCGGAGCGCCCGCCCAGCGCCGGCACCGCGCACCGGGACCCCCGCGCCGGCACCGCCACCCCGCACCGGCACCGCGACCCCGCACCGGGACCCCGCGCCGCGCCGAUGGAUUGAAUCUUCUGUGUUGAAUGCCUCUGGAUUUCCUAUUGGAUUUCACGUCUGGAAAAACACGUGUGAUUUAAGCCACUUUGUGGCAGACCGAAUUGUGGAUCCCGGGUUCCUAAGACUUUAGCUCUUGAGGAGAAGCCGCUGCUCGAUCACGUUAACCUGACAUCUCAGCCACGAUGGUGCUGUCACAAAGGCAACGAGAUGAACUAAAUCGAGCGAUAGCAGAUUACCUCCGUUCCAAUGGCUACGAGGAGGCCUAUUCGGUUUUUAAAAAGGAAGCUGAGUUAGAUGUGAAUGAAGAGUUAGAUAAGAAGUAUGCUGGACUUCUGGAAAAAAAAUGGACAUCUGUUAUAAGAUUACAAAAGAAGGUAAUGGAAUUAGAAUCGAAGCUGAAUGAAGCUAAGGAAGAAUUUACAUCAGGUGGACCUCUUGGUCAGAAACGAGACCCUAAGGAGUGGAUUCCUCGUCCUCCAGAGAAGUAUGCACUGAGUGGGCACAGGAGUCCUGUCACUCGAGUCAUUUUCCAUCCAGUUUUCAGUGUUAUGGUCUCUGCUUCAGAGGAUGCCACAAUAAAGGUGUGGGAUUACGAGACAGGAGACUUUGAGCGAACCCUGAAGGGGCACACAGACUCUGUGCAAGAUAUUUCCUUUGACCACACUGGCAAACUCUUGGCCUCCUGUUCUGCUGAUAUGACCAUUAAGCUAUGGGAUUUCCAGGGCUUUGAGUGCAUCAGAACUAUGCAUGGUCAUGACCAUAAUGUUUCUUCAGUAGCCAUCAUGCCCAACGGAGAUCAUAUAGUUUCUGCCUCGAGGGAUAAAACUAUCAAAAUGUGGGAAGUCCAGACAGGUUACUGCGUGAAGACUUUCACGGGGCACAGAGAAUGGGUGCGCAUGGUGCGGCCCAACCAGGACGGCACCUUGAUUGCCAGCUGCUCCAACGACCAGACCGUGCGCGUGUGGGUGGUAGCGACGAAGGAAUGCAAAGCUGAGCUCCGAGAGCACGAGCAUGUGGUAGAAUGCAUUUCCUGGGCUCCCGAGAGCUCCUACUCCACCAUAUCAGAAGCUACGGGAUCAGAGACUAAGAAGAGUGGCAAGCCUGGGCCUUUUCUGCUGUCUGGAUCCAGAGACAAGACCAUUAAGAUGUGGGACAUUAGCACUGGCAUGUGCCUUAUGACACUUGUGGGCCAUGAUAACUGGGUACGUGGUGUCCUGUUCCAUUCUGGGGGAAAGUUUAUUUUGAGCUGUGCUGAUGACAAGACUCUCCGUGUCUGGGACUUCAAGAACAAGCGAUGCAUGAAAACUCUGAAUGCGCACGAACACUUUGUUACCUCUUUGGAUUUCCACAAGACAGCCCCGUACGUGGUGACUGGGAGUGUAGAUCAAACAGUAAAAGUGUGGGAGUGCCGCUGAUGGAGUUCACAGUGACCCCUUUUCCUCUGGAUGCACUCAGAUACCAUGGUUACCCAUUGAGCUCUGUUUAAAUAAAUAUUGUCCUUUCAUGUAAAUUAUUCUGGAUGUAGAUUGAGCUUAUUAAAUGUUACACACAAAGUAUUCAUGCAUGGUGAAUCCAAAUUGUAUACUGUAAAUUUACAUACGUUGUCUAGAAGUACCAUAGGUUUAAGAACAUGGGCUGGCAUUGGUCACAUCAGACCUGAGAAGGCAGAAGUGGGAUGAUUGGAAUAGGGCACUUAACUGAAUAGUUGACAGUGUCAUUAUGUUGGAUAAUUUACCUGUUUUUCUUUCUGCUGUCUGUUGGUGCCUGAAUUGGUGACCUCAUUUGGGAAAAGUUUUGUAGGGCUCUUUCAGAAAUGUGUAUCUAUGUAACAUCACUUAAGUGUGCUUAAUAAAUCUUCUCUAAGAAUACUAGAUAAUAAGGCUGCAAUUCAGAAUCUUCUGAACCUUAUAUGUAAUUAAUGGAAAUAAAUUAAACUCUGGAAUAUUUGUCAUGAAA
This is a messenger RNA of Lepidothrix coronata (blue-crowned manakin), 2083 nucleotides long. RefSeq names its product platelet activating factor acetylhydrolase 1b regulatory subunit 1 (gene PAFAH1B1). Gene Ontology annotation, molecular function: protein binding. The coding region runs from base 310 to 1542 and encodes 410 amino acids. The record is from RefSeq and is a predicted model, not a curated record. NCBI's taxonomy places the organism in Eukaryota, Metazoa, Chordata, Aves, Passeriformes, Pipridae. Gene Ontology annotation, cellular component: COPI vesicle coat. The transcript is spliced from 11 exons. Gene Ontology annotation, biological process: intra-Golgi vesicle-mediated transport; retrograde vesicle-mediated transport, Golgi to endoplasmic reticulum; endoplasmic reticulum to Golgi vesicle-mediated transport.